Molecule: messenger RNA, 1695 nt
Organism: Phascolarctos cinereus (koala)
Lineage: Eukaryota; Metazoa; Chordata; Mammalia; Diprotodontia; Phascolarctidae
Gene: KRT40
Product: keratin 40
Biological process (GO): intermediate filament organization; epithelial cell differentiation
Cellular component (GO): cytoskeleton
Molecular function (GO): structural molecule activity
Source: RefSeq, a predicted model, not a curated record
CCUAGCAGCCGAUCCUUGCCUUCCCCUUCUGAUACUAUGACUUCCGAAUGUGUCCCCAAAAGUGAUACUCCUGAGUCCUGUUCUGGGGCAUCAGACUGUCCCUCUGUUUCAACCUGUUCUACUGAGAUUCCCUGCCUCCCCAGUACUGGGGUAGCAUCCAGAUGCCAAACUCCAACCUUCCUCACCAGGUCCUGUCGGCCCACAAGUCGCCUAGCAACUUGCUACAUACCUGGGAGCUAUAACAUCCCUUACUUUGUGGGUAGCUGUGGUUGGUGUGAGGAAGGAGCCUUCAACAGCAAUGAAAAGGAGACCAUGCAAUUCCUGAAUGACCGCCUGGCCUGCUAUCUGGACAGGGUCCGAGGCCUGGAACAAGAGAAUGCAGAUCUGGAGUGCAAAAUCCGAGAGCAGUGUGAGCUAGAAGUGCCUCUUGUGUGUCCAGACUACCAGUGUUACUUCAACACAAUUGAAAAUCUCCAACAAAAGAUCUUGUGUACCAAGGCAGAAAAUUCGAGGUUAACUGUUCAGAUUGACAACUUCAAAUUGGCAGCAGAUGACUUUAAAUCAAAGUAUGAGACUGAACUGUCUCUUCGCCAGCUAGUAGAGGCCGACAUCAGUGGCCUCCGAAAAAUCUUAGAUGAUUUGACCCUAUGCAAAUGUGACCUAGAGGCACACGUGGAAUCUUUGAAGGAGGAUCUGCUCUGUCUCAAGAAAAAUCAUGAUGAAGAAGUCAAUUUAUUGAGGGAACAGCUUGGGGACCGACUCAAUAUAGAGCUGGACACCACCCCACCUGUUGAUCUGAACAAGGUCCUGGACGACAUGAGGUGCCAAUAUGAAGCCAUGGUCACUGAUAACCGCAGAGAUGUUGAGCAAUGGUUCACCCUUCAGACAGAGGAAUUGAAUCAACAACAGCUGACUAGCUCUGAGGAGCUCCAAUGUUGCCAGUCGGAGAUUCUUGAGCUGAAGAGGACAGCAAAUGCUCUGGACAUUGAACUCCAGGCACAGCACGGCUUGAUAGAAUCUCUGGAAUGCACCAAGGCAGAAACGGAGACACAAUAUAGCACUCAGCUGGCCCAGAUGCAAUGCCUGAUUGAUAAUGUGGAGUCCCAGCUGGCUGACAUACGCUGUGAUCUGGAGCGGCAGAACCAAGAAUAUCAGGUCCUCUUGGACGUGAAGGCACUGCUUGAGUGUGAGAUCACCACCUACCGGAGUCUGCUGGAGAGUGAAGACUGCAAACUUCCCUGCAAUCCAUGUUCCUCCUCCUCUACCUCUGGAAAUACCUGUGGACCCUGCACAGCCUGCUUGAUUUGUACAGUCGAAGGAUGCCGAGUCUGAGUAGCCCAAUACCGACAUGUUUCAUCAAGGAAGCAAACAGUUUGGUUCAAACCACUGAAACAAGAAACUGGGUUUGAUCCAUGGACUUCAAAGCACUAACUCCUUCUCUUAAGGGCUACAAAGCCCAUACCACUGAUUACCCUCCAAGAAUCUUCUGCACAUUUAUAGUUUUUGUGUAUUCUCCAUUUAAUGACUUUCAUGUGUUCUUUGACUCUCUUGUUAAUUUUCAAAAAAGAAAAAAAAACAUUACAUUUCCUUGACAUAGUUAAUGCAGUUUUUGGUGUUGUUCAUUCAAGUGAGUGUUAUCCUCAUGGGUAUUUUUGUAAAGUGUCAUUGGGUCUCAGGUGAAUUUUCCAAAUGUCU